UGGAUUGUUAAUCUGAGAACCCCUUCAAGUUCAAAUCAAUGGCAGCUCGCGCUCAAAGUGGAAUGAUUUGAGUUUACCAAACUAAUUGCAAGCAACAAUGGCGGACGCCGAAGACCUCUGCAAAUCAAACUCUUUCGCGUUCUUUUCUGAUCAGCAUCUCUGCUAUGCCGAUAUCCUUCCUCCUCAUGAGGUCCGAGCGAGAAUCGAAGUAGCCGUCAUUAAUUUCCUGAAGAUAUUGAGUUCUCUGACUCCGGCAAUCUCCGAUCUCUCUCUGAUCAGUAGAAGAUCGAGUAAUGGCCGGGUGAACCGGGGGCUAUUGGCUGAUGUUUCGCGGAUUUUUCUCGCUCAAGCGUUCUGCACUAGGUCUUUGACGAGAGAAAACGCUGCCAAAGCCUUCAUCAGAGUUUGGAAGGUGAUGCAGAUGUGCUACCAGGUUCUGAUUCAGGAAAAAAGAGUGACUCAGAGAGAGCUAUUCUACAAAUUACUCUGUGAUUCAUCAGAUUAUUUCACUUCUCAAUUACAAGUCAACAGGACAGUCCAAGAUGUGGUAGCAUUGCUUCGUUGCAGCCGCUUCAGUCUUGGAAUAAUUGCAUCUAGUAGAGGAGCCAUUGUUGGCCGCCUGGUGCUGCAGGAGCCAAACCAAGAGAUGACGGACUGCUCUACCUGUGGAUCAUCUGGUUAUGCUAUUUCCGGUGACCUGAAUUUGUUAGACAAAUUGGCCAUGAAGACUGAUGCACGCUACAUUAUUGUGGUGGAGAAGCAUGCCAUAUUCCAGCGGCUAGCCGAGGACUGUGUAUAUAAUCAAAUUCCAAGCAUUCUCAUCACAGCCAAAGGAUAUCCAGACAUAGCAACAAGGUUUCUCCUUCACCGGAUAAGCAGAACUUUUCCUGACUUGCCCAUUUUCGGGCUGGUUGACUGGAAUCCGGCAGGAUUAGCUAUACUCUGCACCUUCAAGUUUGGGAGCAUAGGGAUGGGACUUGAGGCUUACAGAUAUGCUUGUAACGUCAAGUGGCUGGGGCUAAGAAGGGACGAUCGACUCUUGCCCGAACAAUCUUUCAUUCCACUGAAACCACGGGACAUCCAAAUAGCCAAAAGCUUGGCAUCCUCGGAGAUCUUGCAGGACAACUACAAGGAAGAGGUGGCUGCAAUGGUGGAGAGUGGAAAGAGGGCCGAGAUUGAAGCACUCUACUUCCAUGGAUACAAUUUCUUAGGCAAGUACAUAGCAAAGAAAAUUGUGCAAGCCAACUAUAUUUAG
This is a messenger RNA of Diospyros lotus (date-plum), 1255 nucleotides long. RefSeq names its product meiotic recombination protein SPO11-2. The record is from RefSeq and is a predicted model, not a curated record. Gene Ontology annotation, cellular component: nuclear chromosome. Gene Ontology annotation, molecular function: DNA topoisomerase type II (double strand cut, ATP-hydrolyzing) activity; ATP binding; DNA binding. NCBI's taxonomy places the organism in Eukaryota, Viridiplantae, Streptophyta, Magnoliopsida, Ericales, Ebenaceae. Gene Ontology annotation, biological process: meiotic DNA double-strand break formation; meiotic DNA double-strand break processing; reciprocal meiotic recombination.